UCUGAUCGCCAUUCUUCGACAUCUAAAUCUGGUGGAAGGAGCUCACCUAAUCAAUCCAUAAGUAGUGAAACAUGGUUUUCUGGUCAUGAAGCAGAGGAUAACAAUAAUGAGAAUGCAAAAAGCAAGAGAAGGCUGAACCAAGAAUCUGCAUCUAUAGACCGGCAUCGGCAGGAAAGGUUGAACCAAGAAUCUGCAUCUUUCCGGCAUCGGCAGGAAAUGGUUCGCUCUCAUAGUCAUGAAGAAGCAUCCAGCUCAUCAAGCUCAAGGGAACAUAUGAAGGGCACAAGGGUGGAAACAUCAGCUUCUCCAAUUGUUUUAGAGAGCAGUUUACCAUCCAAAACUAUUACACUGCCUUCUGCUGAAGACACGCCUGGGAAAAACUUCGAAGGUACCUCUGGCUCAAUUGUUCCAGAAGGAGGGCUUCCACUUCCUUCAAUUCAGGUGCGGAGAUCACCCGUUAUAGAAGAAAUAACAGAAGCUGGACAGGCUGUUCCCUCUAGCAGUAGCGAAGGGCAAGCAGUUUCAGAGACAGCCGUUGUCUUCAGUGAAGUAUCAGGGUCUAAGGUUAAAGAUGCUGAAAUGAGACAGAGAAGGUUUCUGAGGUCCGAUCAAUUUGUAAAAGACAAGUUUGAUGAGUGGGAAGAAGCAUUCAAGCUUGAAAGCGAGCAGCGGAAAAUCGAUGAAAUAUUUAUGAAGGAAGCACUAGUGGAAGCCAAAAAGGCUGCUGAUAACUGGGAAGUACCUGUUGGGGCUGUGCUGGUCCAUGAUGGAAAAAUAGUUGCUCGUGGAUGCAACCUUGUGGAAGAACUGCGCGACUCUACUGCCCAUGCAGAAAUGCUGUGCAUACGUGAGGCUUCAAACACACUUCGGACAUGGAGACUUUCGGAUACCACACUUUAUGUAACACUUGAGCCGUGUCCUAUGUGUGCUGGAGCAAUACUUCAAGCUAGAGUUGAUACUGUUGUAUGGGGAGCUCCGAAUAAGCUCCUAGGGGCCGAUGGCAGCUGGAUUAGGCUUUUCCCUGAUGGGGAUGAAGGAAGUGGCUCGGAACCAACAGAAAAACCUCCUGCUCCAGUUCAUCCUUUCCACCCAAAAAUAACAAUCAGGCGCGGUGUGCUAGCAUCAGAAUGUGCAGAUGCAAUGCAGCAAUUCUUUCGACUAAGAAGGAAAAAGAAGGAAAAGAAGUCAGAUCCUCCAACACCACCUUCAUGUCUUCCCAUUUCAAGCCAUCAGCCAAAGUUUCUCAGCAAGAUUCACGACGUGUUUCAUAUCAUGUUCUGCUUGUGAUAUUUUUUUCUGAUUUAUCUUGCUGUAAAAUUGUAUUGAUAAAACUCUUCUUUCCCCGCUCUUCUUUGCGUGUUAAAGUUCAAGAUCAAGUCAACUACUUCUGUUCUUUUAACUUCAUUCUAAUUAGACAGGAUCAAUAUGUAUUAUGUGGCCAAACCUCUGAAUUAAUUAGCAAAUUAUUGUCAUCA
Molecule: messenger RNA, 1475 nt
Organism: Nicotiana tabacum (common tobacco)
Lineage: Eukaryota; Viridiplantae; Streptophyta; Magnoliopsida; Solanales; Solanaceae
Biological process (GO): tRNA wobble adenosine to inosine editing
Cellular component (GO): chloroplast
Molecular function (GO): tRNA-specific adenosine deaminase activity
Source: RefSeq, a predicted model, not a curated record